Pterocles gutturalis (yellow-throated sandgrouse) is the source of this 1053-nucleotide messenger RNA. RefSeq names its product heat shock protein 70kDa family, member 13 (gene HSPA13). The transcript is spliced from 3 exons. The annotation marks the transcript as partial. Gene Ontology annotation, cellular component: cytosol; nucleus; cytoplasm. Gene Ontology annotation, biological process: protein refolding; cellular response to unfolded protein; vesicle-mediated transport. NCBI's taxonomy places the organism in Eukaryota, Metazoa, Chordata, Aves, Pterocliformes, Pteroclidae. The record is from RefSeq and is a predicted model, not a curated record. Gene Ontology annotation, molecular function: ATP hydrolysis activity; misfolded protein binding; ATP-dependent protein folding chaperone.
AUUUUUAACAACAAUGGAUCAGCUGAAUUUUCUGUGACAACUAAUGAAACUUCUCACAUCACUCCAGAGUAUAUUGGCUCUCAGCUGCUACUGAAAUUGAAGAGAAUGGCAGAAGGCUGUCUUGGCAUCCCCAUUUCAAAGGCAGUCAUCUCUGUGCCUGCAGAGUUUGAUGAAAGGCAACGGAAUUGUACCGUUAAGGCAGCUAACCUUGCAGGGCUAGAAAUUUUGCGAGUAAUUAAUGAACCCACAGCUGCAGCUAUGGCUUAUGGACUCCACAAAGCUGAUGUGUUUAAUGUCCUGGUGGUGGAUUUGGGUGGAGGAACUUUGGAUGUGUCUCUGUUGAACAAGCAGGGAGGGAUGUUCCUCACACGAGCCAUGGCAGGUAACAACAAACUUGGAGGACAAGAUUUUAAUCAGAGGUUGAUGCUGUAUUUAUAUGAUCAGCUCCAUCAAAUGUAUGGUUCUCUGCCAACAAGAAAAGAAGAAAUACAUCGCCUCAGACAGGCUGUGGAAGCAGUUAAACUAAAUUUGACUGUUCAUGAGGCAGCUACGCUAAGGGUGUCGUUGACUAUGCCAGAAAGGACGCUUAGAAAAAAACUUCCAGAAAGUGAGGUAAAAGCAAACACUUUGCCACCAGGGAAGCCUUCACAAAAAACAAAAGAUCUGACAAAUCUUGAAGAUACUUCAAAAGUAGAGAACAACUUUGUCCAGGUUGUGUUUGAAACAGAAAUCUCUAGGAAGCUAUUUGAGAUGUUAAAUGAGGACCUUUUUGAGAAGAUUCUUGUGCCCAUUGAACAGGUGUUGAAGGAAGGCCACCUACACAAAGCGGAAGUGGAUGAAAUUGUCCUAGUUGGAGGCUCCACGCGGAUUCCUCAAAUACGCAAAGUUAUUCAGGAUUUCUUUGGAAAGGAGCCUAACACCUCUGUAGAUCCUGAUCUAGCAGUUGUAAUGGGCGUAGCUCUCCAAGCAGGAAUUGUUGGUGGGUCCUGGCCUCUGCAAGUCAGUGCUAUAGAAAUCCCUAAUAAGAAUUUACGGAAGACUAAUUUUAACUGA